UGUGUCAGUGUGUGUGUUAGUGUGUGUGUUAGUGUGUUUGCCAGAGAAGCUGUAGACAGAGGAACAGAUUGCUCACAGGAGAAUAAGGCAUCUGCUCGGAAGGGAUGAUUAUUUACUGUGGAUGGAGAGAAACAGCAUCUUUGACGUCAGGAAUAACGAUUGGUCUCAUCCGGGUUCCCUCUCGUGGCGUUAUUUGUGCGCACCAAGCGCUGCUCUACUUCCACUUUGAGCGGAGUUCUCGCUAUUGCUGCGCGCCCAGCGCUAUCCAUCUGGAGGGUCUCCAUUGCCGCUGCUCUCCGUUAUCCCCCCUCCUCCUCUCCACACAUCUCCGGGAGGGGAGGAGGAUCCGCGACAUCCCGCACAAUGAUUGCGACGGAUGAAUAUUUCCCGCUGUCGGAAUGGAGAUUGCUUUGCUGAGUUUGGAUAACGGAGCGGCCCCAGGACUGGUUGGCUCGGGGAAAGAUGCAGCCAAUGCCUCUACAAACAGCAGAGAUCUGCUCCAGAUCCCCAGGGCAACAGCUUGGCUGAAUGAUUACAGACAAGGGAGGAAAGAAGAAGGAGACAGUGGGGAGAGUAGCCAGAAGCAGCAGCAACAUCAGGCACCGGGGAUCUCAGCACCAGGAGGAGGUGGAGGAGGAGGUGUGGGCCAUCACUUGCCAAGCAACGACAUGAUCAUGAGCCACCCCAGCAGUACCAUCAAGGAGUGUAACAUAGAAACAGUGAUUCGCCUGGAGGAAGAAGAGCCUCAUGCCCGGCGACAUUCCCACCAGCACCCGGAGGAGGAGGAGGACCAUCACUUUGACCUGGGCAUUAUGGAGCACGAGAGCAACCAGAGGGUGAUCAUUAACAUUGCCGGCCUCAGGUUCGAGACUCAGCUGUCAACCCUCAACCAAUUCCCAGAUACUUUGUUAGGCGACCCCGAAAAAAGAAUGAGGUUCUUCGACCCCCUGAGGAAUGAGUACUUUUUCGACCGCAACAGACCCAGCUUCGACGGCAUCCUUUACUUCUACCAGUCUGGAGGCAAAAUCAGGCGCCCCGUCAACGUUUCUAUCGAUGUGUUCGCCAACGAGAUCCGCUUUUAUGAGCUGGGGGAAGAGGCGAUGGAGAGAUUCAGGGAGGAUGAGGGUUUCAUCAAAGACGAGGAGAAGCCCCUUCCUUGCAAUGAGUUCCAGCGCCAGGUAUGGCUGAUCUUUGAGUACCCUGAGAGCUCCAGUUCUGCAAGAGGAAUUGCUAUAGUGUCUGUGUUGGUCAUUCUCAUCUCCAUUAUCACCUUCUGCCUGGAGACCUUGCCUGAGUUCAGGGAUGAGAAUGAACUACCCCCAGCGCUGUCCAAUGUGCUGAAUGAUACUCAGGAGCAUCCUUCCCCACCCAGUGGCCUCACAGACCCAUUCUUCAUUAUAGAGACAACUUGUGUCAUCUGGUUCACCUUUGAGCUCCUAGUCAGGUUCUUUGCCUGCCCCAGCAAAUCGGAAUUCUCUAAAAAUAUCAUGAACAUCAUUGAUAUUGUGGCCAUCAUACCUUACUUCAUCACCUUAGGAACAGAGCUGGCCCAUCAACAGACUAACAAUGGGCAGCAGGCUAUGUCUUUGGCCAUACUGAGGGUCAUCCGCUUAGUUAGAGUCUUCAGGAUAUUUAAACUCUCCAGACAUUCCAAGGGACUCCAGAUCUUGGGGCAGACACUGAAAGCCAGCAUGAGGGAGCUGGGAUUGCUAAUAUUUUUCCUCUUCAUCGGAGUUAUCCUUUUUUCCAGUGCAGUUUAUUUUGCUGAGGCUGAUGACCCAGAAUCUCAUUUCUCAAGUAUCCCAGAUGCUUUUUGGUGGGCUGUAGUCACUAUGACUACAGUUGGGUAUGGAGACAUGAGACCAGUGACGGUUGGGGGUAAAAUCGUGGGUUCUUUGUGUGCCAUUGCUGGUGUGCUCACCAUUGCUUUGCCAGUCCCUGUCAUUGUCUCUAACUUUAACUAUUUCUAUCACCGAGAAACUGACCAAGAGGAACAGGUAAUGCUCAAUGAGGAAUCAAGCAGCCGCCAGGGAAGCUGUGCUGGAGACCUCAAGAGAAGUCCAAGCAGAACCUCCCUCAGCAAGUCUGUUGUACACUUGGAGAACAUUGAAGGCAUCAAUAAUGGCACUGGCUCUUUAGAAAAAACUAACCUCAAAGCCAAGAGCAAUGUAGACCUCAGAAAGUCCCUCUAUGCUCUUUGUCUGGACACCAAUAGGGAAACAGAUCUGUAGAACCAAUCCCCUACCAAUACAAAAACUAAAACUGAACAAGGGGUUCUACACUUUAAUAUAGAGAAUCUAUGAAUGUCCUCUGACGGUAGCGAGUGAACAGUAUUUGCUCUUGGAACACAUUUUGUUACUAUUUUUUUCAGUAUUUCAGCUCAUGAUUCUAAUUUUAUAACCGUCAGGAGUCUGAGGAGUGAAAGGUUUAUUCCUUACUGGAAUACAGAAUGUUUAUUUUUUAAUGCUGAAAAAAAAGAAACUGUAGGUCGAUUCAGGAAGAAAACAUUAUACAAUAUACUUUUAUAUAAUGACUGAAAGGAAAAUAGGUCACUCCUGCGCAAAAUGUACCAGAAAAAUAUUUUAAUGGACUUUGCAUUUUUUUUUUUUGUACUGUAUUUUCACGAUAUAUUUCAUCACCGAUAUGAACAUAUAUUCUGAAAUUACACUACUGGUAAACAAUGUUCUGUUUUUUUUUUUAUAGUAUGUGCAGUGAAUUUGGUGCUCUUGAAUUUAGCAGGAAAUAUUUUUGUUUUCUCUGAGAAAAUAUUGUAUGGUUAUAUAUAUAUAUAUUAUAUAUAUAUAUAUAUAUAUAUAAAAUAUAUGUGAGCCUUAAUUUAUUAACGAUAUAUUUCUUUACAAAAUACUUUAUUAAAAUUUGAUGUUACAGAAACUCCGUUUUUUAAUACUUCUCUUUUUAGGUUUUUCGAAGGGAAAUUUGCUUCUGUAGAAAUAAGAAUUUGGCUACUGUUGUAUUUAUAAGAUUAAAGGCAGAUUAUUUUUUAACUGCACAGUAAAACAUCAUCUUUAGUGCAAAAAAACAAAUUAUUUUGCUGAAAACCUUUAUUCAAUCAGUUUUUCAUGUUUUGCUGACUUGUUUUCAUGCAACAGAAUUCACUUAUAUUUUGUUUGUAGCAUUCAAAGAACAGUGUACACCAAAAAGAGGAUUUUGCUUUGAUUUUAAUCAAAUCUGUCAAAUGUUUAAAAGAAAUUCUCUGGGGGAGACAACUUUGGAAUGAAACAAGCUGGUUUAGGUAUUGGGGUUCAAAAACCAACUCUAAAUGGUCAAAAGGAAUCUACCAGGAUUAAGAGGAGACACCCAGAAAUAAUACCACAAUGGAAUUAAUUGUUUAUUAUCAAGAUCAUCAGAAGCUUUGCAACACUUAAUGGCAGUCACCAAGAUUAAAGGACUGGAGGAAUGAAAGGCUGGAAAGAACACGACAUAAAAGGGAACACACCUCAUAACAAUUGUUGAAGCUAUAACUGAUUGGAUGUCUGAGACAAAAGAUGUAAAGAACACAGUAUUGAAUGGGCUACCAGAAAACAUCUUACGAUUACAUUUAAAAAGAAAUACAAGUUAUACUUAGCGUUAUUUAUUAUUUAGCAUUAUUUAUUAUUAUUAUUAUUGCAGUUUAUGGACAUAAUAUUUAGCUCUGUACAAUAAAAUGACCACAAGGCAACA
Xenopus laevis (African clawed frog) is the source of this 3681-nucleotide messenger RNA. RefSeq names its product potassium voltage-gated channel subfamily A member 1-like. The record is from RefSeq and is a predicted model, not a curated record. Lineage: Eukaryota; Metazoa; Chordata; Amphibia; Anura; Pipidae. The coding region runs from base 399 to 2231 and encodes 610 amino acids. The transcript is spliced from 3 exons.